Daldinia childiae is the source of this 1686-nucleotide messenger RNA. RefSeq lists its product as uncharacterized. The coding region runs from base 1 to 1686 and encodes 561 amino acids. NCBI's taxonomy places the organism in Eukaryota, Fungi, Ascomycota, Sordariomycetes, Xylariales, Hypoxylaceae. The transcript has 2 exons. The record is from RefSeq and is a predicted model, not a curated record.
AUGCCUCCGCGACGACAGAAACUACGCAAUGGCACCUGGAUUGUUCCCGGUACCGGUGAACGCACUCGCCGCCAGUUUUCCCUGCGAUAUCCGCACCUCGAUGGCCCCGACGACGAUGACGGCAUACGCCCCCUCACCGAAGGUAACACGGUGAAGGAAAAGGCCCGGAACUUGUGGCACAAUACUCGCGUAGCGUCUGGGAAUCUAUGGGAAUGGAUGAAUUCGCCAAAAGGUCGAGGCACAAUAAAAUGCUCUAUCGCAUACCUACUGGCUAGCAUGGGGACCUUUUGGCGCCCUGCUGCUAGGUUUCUAGGCCCGAUGGACGGGAAACAUAUCGUCGCUACCAUUACUGUCUAUUUCCACCCGGCUAGGUCGACAGGCUCGCAGAUAGAAGCUGUUGCUAUUGCUGUCGUCGCCGUGUGUUAUGCCAUGUUCAUCGGAACUUUGUCUAUGGCCACUUCGGUACUCUUCGGGUCAGUUUUGGACAUGGUCGAGUUGUCUUACAUUCUAGUUCUCACAAUAUUCAUUGGAGGUGGCCUGGGCUUUGUCGGAUGGGUUAAGCAGAAGCUCAAUAAUCCUCUCGUGAGCGUACCAUUAUGGGUGCUGCCUUUUGUCUUGGUCAACUGGUGGAUAUCGGAUGGUAACGGUAUCGCGCUCGCCUUCUUAGGCUGGGCUGUCGCCUUUGGUGCGUUUUAUAUUAUGAUCGAUCGCGGUAAUCCGGCAUUUGGUCGCUUCAUAUUGCUAAGCUACAACGUGUCCUCAUUAUACGCGUAUUCGCUCACACAAGAUGUCGAUGACGAUGACGACGACGAAGGUGGUAUCCACCCAAUUAUCAGUUCCAUCGCUUUCCACAGAGUUGUGGCCGUGUCUGUCGGCAUUAUCUGGGGUCUCAUUAUAUGCCGCCUGAUAUGGCCCAUGCCUGCCCGUCAAAAGUUCAAGGAGGGUCUAGCAGUUCUUUAUCUACAAAUGGGACUCGUCUGGAAGCGAGGCCCGCUAGCUGUCCUCCUCCGCAACGACACUGCAGCUGCGAGCUACAUGAAGAUAGGUGAGCAGGCUGCUAUGCAGCGGUACGCUUCGCAGCUGCAGACGCUUCGUGUCGCGGCAAAUAAUGAGUACGAACUCCGCGGGCCAUUCCCCUUCGAGGCGUACGGGCGCAUUAUGUCCUCGACGCAACGAGCGCUCGACGCGUUCCACGCUAUGAGUUUGGUGACGCAGAAGCACGGCCGCCUUAGCGACGGCGAGAAAGCAUUAUUGUAUUACACAGCAGAGGAGCGAGAGCAGCUGUGCGCGCGCAUAUGCCACGUGUUUCAGGUGCUCGCAUCCAGCAUCAUGCUCGAAUACCCUCUAACGGACGCCAUUCCGGGUGUCAUGGUUAUCCGAGACAAGCUACUAGGCAAGAUCUUCCGAUUUAGGAAGGAGCAUAACCAUAUCGAAGCCGCAGCGGAGGAUGGCGGUAAAGCCUCGUCUACCACCGCGGAGAACGGCGACGGGGAUGCAAAUGCUAAAAGUGGUCUCAGGGUUAGGGUCCCGUCACUAGGUGACAUCGUCGUAGAGGAACCGGACUAUGCGCUCCUCUACGCCUACGCUCUAGUUACGGGCCAGCUGGCGAAGGAGCUAGAAGUUGUGGAGAAGGAAAUCAAAGAACUAUUCGGGCGGCUCGACGAAGAUGCGCUGUUACUACAAUAG